AACAACAAGAUCAAAGUCACUCGUUACCACCAACACCACAAUAUAAUUCAGCAAUAUUGAAAGACGCAUAUUUUGUUUCACACUUAAACCUUUUAUACAAACACAUUAAGGAUUGUCCUGCGUUUAUCGACGCGUGCAAGCUGGCAAAAGUUUGGCUUCACCAAAGAGGUUUUGAUUCGGAAAAGAAUGGCUCGAACGGUUUCAACGGAUUUUUAUGGUCGAUGCUAAUGAUCUAUCUGUUACAUGGUGGGGGUCCAAAUGGUGACAAGAAAUUGGCCAAUGGAUAUAGUUCCUACCAAUUGAUCAAGGGAACUAUGGAUUUUUUGGCAAACCAUAACUUUUUGGAAUCGCCUGUAUUUAUGAAUGAAUUGAAUAACUCUGAAUUCACUAGGAAAUCAUUUAUAGAAAAUUUUGAUGUCGUAUUUGUUGACGAUUCUGGAACGUUGAACUUGUUUAGUGGAAUAUCAAGGACAGAGCUUGAACAUUUGCAAUUUGAGGCGAAAUUGGCAAUGAAAUAUUUUAAUGAAAGCGUAGAAGAUCGGUUCGAUGCUAUAUUUCUACAGAAAGUUGAUGACAUGAAGUUAAAAUAUGAUAAUGUUGCACGUAUAGUUCAGUUGCCUGUGAAGUAUGAAGAAUACACGGACUCGGUUAAAUUGGAUUAUCCCGACAAGUUUAUAUAUUUCGCACGAACAAUGCCAUCCUUGUUGAAACGAGGACUCACCAAUCGCAUCAAACUCAUUACCAUACACUAUGACAAGUUGCCACCUUGGUCAAUUUCUGAGCGUCCUAUGACUUAUAAUUCGGCCAAAAUUAAAUUAUAUUUGGGUUUCUUAUUAAAUCCGGAAGAGUCAAAUCGAUUGGUCGAUUAUGGUCCCUCACCUGAAGAUGAAAAUGCAGCAAAAGAAUUUCAGAAGUUAUGGGGUAAAAAGGCUGAAGUACGACGAUUCAAAGAUGGCAAAAUUCUUGAAUGUGUGGUUUGGGACUAUAAAGGAAUAGAAUCACGUGGUUUAAUUAUCAACAAAAUAGUUCUUUAUUUACUUUCGCUUCAUUAUGGAAUCAAAGAUGGCAAUGAGGGUAUUCGGUAUUUUGCCGGACAAUUUAAUAAAUUUGUUAAACCGUCUCCAGCCGUUCCAAUGCAAAUCUUUGAUCGGGAUACCAUCAACAAGGGAUUUCAACCGGUGAUGACCGCAUACGAUGAGUUAUCAAAGGUAUUGCUAUCGAUUGAAGACCUUCCUCUUAAGAUAUCUAACAUUAGGGCAACAAGUUCGGCAUUAAGAUACGCAUCAGUAUUUGUUCCUCAGCCAU
Messenger RNA from Acaulospora morrowiae, 1305 nucleotides. NCBI's taxonomy places the organism in Eukaryota, Fungi, Glomeromycota, Glomeromycetes, Diversisporales, Acaulosporaceae. The record is from the annotation of a GenBank genome assembly.